Messenger RNA from Cornus florida, 1211 nucleotides. RefSeq lists its product as uncharacterized. The record is from RefSeq and is a predicted model, not a curated record. Bases 223 to 939 code for a protein of 238 amino acids. Lineage: Eukaryota; Viridiplantae; Streptophyta; Magnoliopsida; Cornales; Cornaceae. The transcript has 3 exons.
UCCCUCUCCUCUCUCUCUCUCUCACACACACACACACACACACACACACACCUCUUCUCCAACACCAGCUUUGCUUCUCUCUUGCACUCUCUCUCUCUCUCUCUCUCUCUCUCUCUCUCUCUAUCACUUUAGGGUUUUUGUUUCUCUGUCUAAAGAAGGUUGCCGAUUGUCUAUUUUCUCUCUCUCUCUCAGGGAUUUGGCUGGUUGAUGGAGUAGUUUCUAAUGGCGACUGCGCCGGCGAAGUCUCAGCCUCUGCACUACUUUUCUCUGCCGCUACUAAGAUGGGGCCACAAAAAUCAGAUGAACAGCCACCACUGCCGCCGUAGACCUUCCGACUCCAACCACAACUCCCCGCCGCCGCCCCGCCGCCGCCGCUCUUCACCUUCAGAGAAUGACUCCGACGGCGGUUCCAAAAACCGGAGCCUUCCGGUCGGAUCGCGAACCGUGCGGUACAGGUUCUCAUUCUCGUCCUGUUCUUCGCAGAAACAUCAAGACGCAGUUUUAGAGAGAGAAGACAACCAAGUCGAUGAGUCUGAACUCAAAGAAUCGGAGGGGAAGCCGUGGAAUCUGAGACCUAGGAAGGCUGGUGCGAGGGCUACGACUGAAAUCGAAGGGGUUUCGAAGAACGAUGAAAUGCAGGAAGCGAGUCAUGCCGUUGUUGCAAUUCGUGCUGUUGAUCAGACUGAGAACCUCCCGAGAUCGGUGAGAUUGAGGGGUUUUGGCGAAGGUCAGAGAUCGGAGAAGAAGGAGAAGAGGAAGUUCUGGAUUUCUCUUUCUCGGGAGGAAAUUGAAGAAGAUAUGUAUGCCAUGACCGGAGGGAAGCCAGCUCGGAGGCCGAAGAAGAGGCCAAAGAAUGUACAGAAGGAACUAGAUAAUGUUUUCCCUGGCAUGUAUUUAGCAGGAAUUACAGCGGAUGAUUAUGAAGUUAAUGAUAGGUAGAUAUGUCUGAAACAACUUUGAUCGUUAGAAGCUUGAAGAGGUUUGGUAGAGCUUGCCCAUGCUGCAUUGAGGUCUCAAUUGGAGGUAUUGCAAAGAUGAAAGGAGAAUACAAAAUUGAAAGACAUAUACUUUCUUUUCUGCUAAUUCGCACUGCACAUUAUCGGAUCAUGUAGGUAUAUACCCUAGUAGUUUUUCUUCUUGUUAAUAGUUUGGGAUGUAAGCAUGAACAUAAAGAUGGAUGAAUAGAGAGAAUUGUGUUGUUUUUGUUUCAA